Messenger RNA from Effrenium voratum, 171 nucleotides. The record is from the annotation of a GenBank genome assembly. Lineage: Eukaryota; Dinophyceae; Suessiales; Symbiodiniaceae.
AUGGAGUCCAACGAGUCGGAGACGCUCUUCCCGCCCUACUCGGCCUUCGAGGUCUUGGAUCUGGAGCGCGACCGGUGCCGCCUGCGAGCUGUGCCCUACCGCUGGGACGACGAAUCUGUGAUGAGCCAGGCCCAGGCUCCCAACGCAGAUUCCUCUUGCAAUGCGAUGUGA